GUCUCAUCCCACAACCCACACAGUAAGUCGGUUCAACGUGCUACUGCAUCUCAUUCAAUCCACUACCAGAAUAAAUUACAUUACAUGCAAGCCCACAGUGGCCCUAUUCCCGAUUUAAAGAUUCGAUCCUCAUAAUGGCCUCUCUUAAAGGUCCCGGCGCUCCCCAAAAGCACGAUGGCUCCGACCUGCGCAUCGCCAUCGUCCACGCUCGAUGGAACACUACCAUUAUUGAUGCCCUGAUUGCUGGCGCAAAAAAGGCCAUGUUGGCCUCGGGGGUAAAAGAGGAGAAUAUUGUGAUGGAAUCAGUGCCAGGCUCUUACGAGUUGCCGUUGGCUGCACAAAAGAUUUAUGCCGCUUCGCAAAUACAGAGUACCACAAGUGCGAUCGCCGGAGGUGUGGGAAGCCUUGCAAGUGGUAUUGGUGAUCUACUUGGGGGCAGCAACUCAACUACAGAUCUCCAAGGAAGUUUGCAGCCUGCACCACCUCAAGAGGAAGGACCAAGGGGAUCAAGACAGGCGUUUGACGCAGUCAUCGCAAUUGGUGUUCUCAUCAAGGGUGAAACAAUGCACUUUGAAUAUAUCGCCGACGCUGUCAGCCAUGGGCUUAUGAAGGUUCAGCUCGACACAGGAAUUCCGCUGAUCUUCGGUCUGUUGACCGUGCUCACCGAGGGACAGGGCCUUGCAAGAGCAGGUCUCGACGGAGGGACUGGCAAAGAAGCUAAAGGGCACAACCACGGUGAAGACUGGGGAAAUGCUGCGGUCGAGCUUGGAGUCAAGAGACGAGGCUGGAUUCAAGGUCAAAUUGGAGGCUCAUAACCACUCCUUACUCAAAAAUUUACCAGGUAGAACGCAAUGAGCAUAGAUCUUGCUUGAUCCAGGAGAACGCAACAAACCAGCAGAUGCUUCGAGGCAGAUGCAGGCUGAAAGGCUUGAAUUUCGCCCAAUUCUGAAACCCCUGCCUGACCAGGUCAGACUCCAAAUAAUGCUACAGUGCCGACUUUGCUAAACAAGACAGAAUCACUCCUGCA
This is a messenger RNA of Exophiala mesophila, 1027 nucleotides long. Its product is annotated as 6,7-dimethyl-8-ribityllumazine synthase. The transcript has a single exon. The coding region runs from base 135 to 815 and encodes 226 amino acids. Lineage: Eukaryota; Fungi; Ascomycota; Eurotiomycetes; Chaetothyriales; Herpotrichiellaceae. Gene Ontology annotation, biological process: riboflavin biosynthetic process. The record is from RefSeq and is a predicted model, not a curated record. Gene Ontology annotation, cellular component: riboflavin synthase complex; intracellular anatomical structure; mitochondrial intermembrane space. Gene Ontology annotation, molecular function: 6,7-dimethyl-8-ribityllumazine synthase activity.